Purpureocillium takamizusanense is the source of this 1647-nucleotide messenger RNA. RefSeq names its product Amidase. The transcript is spliced from 5 exons. NCBI's taxonomy places the organism in Eukaryota, Fungi, Ascomycota, Sordariomycetes, Hypocreales, Ophiocordycipitaceae. The record is from RefSeq and is a predicted model, not a curated record. Bases 1 to 1647 code for a protein of 548 amino acids.
AUGGACUCGGUCUGCCUCCGUUUCCUCAUUGUCGUGUCCCUGUGGGCAGCCGCGGUGGUCAGCGCCCCGCCGCGCGAUUGGCGGUUCCCAGGACUACUUGAUGCGACGAUCAGUGACAUUCAGUGGGGCUUCGAGAAAGGAUGCUUCAACUCAACCGACCUUGUCGAGGCAUAUCUCGAGCGAAUUCAAGAAGUAAACGGGCGACUCCAUCCUGUGACAGAGGAGAAUCCAGAUGCGCUGAGCAUCGCAGCAGCUUUGGACAUAGAGAGGGCUACAAAGGGCCCCAGAGGCCCUUUACAUGGUGUUCCUAUUCUACUCAAGAACAACAUUGCCACCAAAGACAAGAUGAACAACACAGCUGGAUCACAUGCCUUGUUGGGAGCGAAGGUUCCUCGCGACUCAACCAUAGCCCGGAAGCUUCGAGAGGCCGGCGCAAUCAUCCUCGGCAAGGCCAACAUGAGCCAAUGGUGCGGAUGGCGCAGCGGAAACGGCACACACGGAUGGUCAUCGCACGGCGGCCAGACCAUCGGCGCUUACUACCCCAACCAAGAUCCGUGGGGAAGCUCCAGCGGCUGCUGCGUAGCGGUGAGCGUGGGCCUGGCCGCGGCGGCGGUUGGCACCGAGACACAAGGAUCGAUCCUUUCUCCAGCGGGUCGAAACGGGGUUGUGGGCAUCAAGGCGACGGUAGGACUCGUGUCGAGAGACAUGGUGAUUCCCGUCUCGGAGCACAUGGACAGCGUCGGACCGAUGGCACACACGGUGAAAGACGCAGCGCAAGUCCUGCAGGCCAUCGUGGGCGACGACCCAAACGAUAGGCACUCUUCGACGAUCAUGCCCACCAUCCCCAACUACGUGGACGCUUGUCGGCUGCGAGACAUUUCCCAUAUGCGCAUUGGUGUGCCGUGGCAUUUGAUUCGUGAGGCGCCAGAUGCGGCGUUGCCUCACGAGCUACAGUCCUUCGCCAAGAUGCUGGCCAUCUUUGAGGAAGCCGGGGCUCAGAUCAUCGAAACCAACAUCCCAAUGGCGAAGGAACUCCUGGAGGCCCAAUCCAUAGUGCCGUUUGCUGACUUCCCGGCCAACCUUGCCUCGUACUUGUCCCAGCUCACCGCCAACCCAAACAACAUCAACACGCUAGAAGAACUGCGUGAAUGGACGAGAAAUAACCCGGUGGAGGAGUACCCUCAGCGUGACACCCUUCUAUGGGAUGCAUCGCUGGAAGUGCAGGCCGACGAAUGCGGCAGCGACACGAGCUGCUACGCGGCGGAAAAGGCGCAGUUCGAGCAACUGGUCGUUACGGGAGGACAUUUCGCGCCCCUCGAGAGGGACAACCUAACGGCGAUUGCCCUGCCGACUUCGAUAGCGCCUUACUGGACGGCCAUCACGGGAGCGCCAGCGAUAACGCUGCCCAUGGGAUACUUCCCGGACGAUGCGCCAGUCAUCCAGAGCGACUCGGGCAAUCUCGUGGACGUGGCGCCGGGCAUACCAAUGGGCAUCAGCUUCCUUGGACGGAAAUGGUCUGAAUUCGAUCUUAUUGAGCUGGCGUACAACCUGGAAAGCCACACGCGGGUGAGGCAGCGGCGCAGGCUCAUGGUCACUCCUUCGAAGGAGUUGAACCUCCCCAGAGCGUGCCGUAAGAUCGGAACAUAA